AAGUCCUUUGCAAUAUCGGGGCGAGUUUACGCGAUAUUUACGCGAGCUUUGUUAAUAGAACAAAUUUAAGUUCCUGGUGCUGAUGGAUCGAUUUUAACAUCUUUAUAAUCGUCGAACUUUCUCUCGCGGAUGCAAACAAUGUAAUAUAGGAUUGGUCGAUAAAAUUCAUCGAAAAUCGGUAAAGUGUAGAGCAGUGGUACAGGUGUUACUGUGUGGAACUUGAUUGUAAACUAGUAAGAGUAUGUGUAGAUAGUUGAAAAUAACUUUUUUUAAUAAAAUGGGUAGUGUUGAUACCGCUGUUAAAAAGUACUCCGAAAAUGGUUGCAUUGAGCUGAUGAAUGAUAACAACGAGGAGGAAUAUGGGCAAAAUCUUAAAAUUCUACCGACGAACGACCAAGUCAACGAAUUGCAAACUAUUUUACGGGACAAGACCACAACGAGAAGUGACUUUAAAUUCUAUGCAGAUCGAUUGAUAAGGUUAGUAAUUGAAGAAAGCUUGAAUCAACUACCUUUCACAAAAUGUGUUAUUACAACUCCAACUGGUGCAAAGUACAAGGGGCUAAAAUACCAAAAAGGUAACUGUGGUGUUUCCAUUGUCAGAAGCGGAGAAGCAAUGGAACAGGGUCUAAGAGAUUGUUGUCGCAGUAUACGAAUUGGUAAAAUUUUAGUUGAGAGUAAUGUUGACACACACGAAGCAAAAGUUGUUUACGCCAAAUUUCCAGAUGACAUUGCAGAGAGAAAAGUUCUCUUGAUGUACCCAAUAAUGAGUACUGGAAAUACUGUAAUAAAAGCAAUAGCUGUAUUAAAAGAACAUAAUGUGUCAGAAGAAAAUAUUAUAUUAUCCAAUUUAUUUUGUACACCUUUUGCAGCCAAAACUCUAGUCAAUGCAUUUCCCAAGAUGAAAAUUUUAACGUCAGAGAUUCAUUCAGUGGCACCAAAUCAUUUUGGACAAAAAUAUUUUGGCUGUACAGAACGUGGUGUAACGAAGAAAUUGAUAGUAGACUGACAUUUUCAUCCGACAAAGAAAUAUACUAAGAUACGGAAGACAAAUAUAUAAUGUUGAAAUUAAUACUUAAUAAAUCAAGCAUUCCUAAAAUAUUUUCAAUGAA
This is a messenger RNA of Ceratosolen solmsi marchali, 1109 nucleotides long. RefSeq names its product uracil phosphoribosyltransferase krishah (gene kri). Bases 278 to 1006 code for a protein of 242 amino acids. The transcript has 6 exons. The record is from RefSeq and is a predicted model, not a curated record. Lineage: Eukaryota; Metazoa; Arthropoda; Insecta; Hymenoptera; Agaonidae.